Mollisia scopiformis is the source of this 761-nucleotide messenger RNA. RefSeq lists its product as uncharacterized. NCBI's taxonomy places the organism in Eukaryota, Fungi, Ascomycota, Leotiomycetes, Helotiales, Mollisiaceae. The transcript is spliced from 2 exons. The record is from RefSeq and is a predicted model, not a curated record. Bases 229 to 627 code for a protein of 132 amino acids.
GUUGAGAGUGAUUAUUUCUAUUCUGGAGAGAACGAAGUGGCAUACAAUUACUGCGUCCAAGGGACUAAGUUUAUAAUCUGAGGAUCAAGGCAUGUGGUCCAUCUUCAAGGAUGGAUCGUAGAGUAUCAGCAUUGCCUUCCCUCUCCUAUUGAUUUCCCAUAUCUUACGUACUCAACAUUCUCGGGCCAGAAGGAAGACUAUUCCUCAGACUCUUCCUACAGACCAACAAUGAUUCUGAAUUUUCUCAAUCUCCCCAUCUCUCGGGUUUCCCACGUCCGUGCCCCAUCGAACCAUCUCUACCUCCAACCCAUUCUUACAAUCCAUACAGUGGAUCACGAAAAGCAUCAGCCUCCUUACCGCCCAAAGACCCUUCAUACAUUUUCAUGCAUUAAAAUCCACAAUCCAUACAAAAACUGCACACCAGCGUCAUCGCCACUUACCCGAAGUUUACGCCGUCCAAAAAGUGGGAUACGAAGUGGGCCUGCCCAAGAUCCCUUAGGGUGGACUUCAUUUCCGAGUCCGAGUGCGAGGAUAUAUACUUGCCCUUUCCCCAAACUGUCUCUUCUUGAAAGCUUUUUCUCCCACGAUAUCUUCUUCAUUCGUCACAACCUAUACAUCAAUCGCUAGCAACCGCGGCGAUGGCAGAAGAAAAACCAAGAGUUUCGACCGAAAGUCACACGGGAACACAUCCCGAUGUCCAUGUCAUUGAUUUUGCUACCAUUGGCAAAGCCUCCAAUAGGCCAGAGUUGGAGCGGAAGCGC